Messenger RNA from Oryza sativa Japonica Group (Japanese rice), 3251 nucleotides. NCBI's taxonomy places the organism in Eukaryota, Viridiplantae, Streptophyta, Magnoliopsida, Poales, Poaceae. The record is from RefSeq and is a predicted model, not a curated record.
CUUAUUAAAUGAUUUCUUUAGUUGUUUAUAUUAUAACAACUAAAAUACGAUCUGUGCACUUUAGCAGGCAACCUUAAUCUCCCACCUUCUCUCCUCUCCUCUCGUGUCUCUCACCUCACCCAACACGCACGAGAGCGCCGCCCCAUCCUGUUCCCACACUGCAUCUCAUUUUCUUCUCACGCUCUCGCACAUCACUGCCACGGCGCACACCGACGGCGGCGGCGGCAGCGCGCAUCGGCGGCCAGCGGCGCGUUCUCAGCAGCGGCGGCGGCGAGCCCGCGAGGGGAUCGGCCGCGGCAGGCCGGCGACGGGCCGAGGCCGACGACAGCGGGUCAACGGCAAGCACGGUCCUUUUCUUAGCCACUUCUCAUAGGUUGAUUCCCCAUUUGGCCCCAAAUCCAGAUUUUUCUUGUUCAUCCGAACGGAUAUUUGGAACAUAGGUUUUAAACACAUGUGCUUCUGGAGUCAUCAUCUGUAGAUUAACUAGAGAGUAAAAGCUUUUGUUUCAGUGUAUAAAGGAGGUCUAUUAGGUUGUGACAAAAUUAGCUGACACUGAUUUUAUACUGGUCGAAAUGGAUUUAGAAACCAUCAAGAUUCUUUUGCGCUACCCUAGAGGUUCUGUUGAGUACUUAGCUGGAGUAGAUGGAUUUCUUGAAUUUGUAUAUAAAGAUAAGUUAGAGGAUACAAAGAUUUAUUGAUUUAAGUUAGAGGAUACAAAGAUUUAUUGAUUUAUUGUCCAUGUGAAACAUGCGUACAUACUAUGCUACUUUCAAAAAAUGAUGUCUAUGAUCAUUUGGUGUGCAAUGGAAUGCUUCAGAGUUAUGACCAAUGGGAUUUUCAUGGUGAGUCUUCAGAGGAGCAAAUUAGGAACCAACAACCACAGCCUCACAAUGAAGACAUGCGUGCUAACAUGCACGAAUUAAUUAAUGAUGCACUUAGGACUGUGUAUGACGACAUGCCUAUGAGUGAUUCUGCAGAUUCGCCAUGUACACACACUGAUGGACCAAAUUUAGAAGCUCAAGCAUUUUAUAAGUUGGUGAAAGAUUCAGAGAAGCCUUUAUGGGAUGGAAGUGAACUAUCACACUUAUCUCUGCUAGUGCUUUUGUUCAAUAUGAAAUCCAUGAACAAAUGGAGUGAUAAAUCAUUUGGAGAUCUACUUGAUAUUCUUCACAUGGCAAUUCCAAAUGGAAAAGAAUUGCCAAAAAACUUUUAUGAGGCUAAGAAGGUGGUUUCAAAAUUUGGUCUAGAUUAUCAACAAAUUCAUGCAUGUCCCAAUAACUGUCAGCUGUUUUGGAAAGAGAAGGUUAAUGAUGAUUUUUGUUCAACUUGUAAGGCUUCUAGAUGGAAAGAUAAAAAACCAGAAACCAAGUUAACGAAGAAAGAAAGAAAGAAAGCAACGCCAAGCAAAGUCUUACGAUAUUUUCCAAUAAAGGAGAGGCUGAAAAGAUUGUUCAUGUGUAGAGAAACAGCAUCGCUCCCACGUUGGCAUGAUGAAGAGCGCUUAGUAGAGGAUGGUGUGCUUCGACAUCCAGCUGAUUCUCCGGCAUGGAAGAACUUUGAUAAAAGGUUCAAGCAAUUUGCAUCUGAUUCUCGUAAUAUACGAUUUGGGUUAGCUACAGAUGGGUUUAACCCAUAUGGUAUGUUGAGCUCUACCUAUAGUUGCUGGCCAGUUGUUUUAGUAAUAUAUAAUCUUCCACCAUGGCUCUGCAUGAAGGAACCUAAUCUUCUAAUGCCAUUAAUAAUUCCUGGGCCCAAAAGUCCUGGAGAUAACAUUCAUGUUUUCCUCCAGCCGCUUCUAGAAGAUUUAAGAGACAUAUUUGUCAAUGGCAUUUCCACAUAUGAUGCAUCUAGAAAUGAAACUUUUAAUUUGAGGGCAGCUGUACUGUGGACUAUAAAUGACUUGCCAGCUUUAGGAAUGCUUGCUUCACAUAUGGUGCAUGGAGAAUUUGCAUGCCCGCCUUGUGGUCCAAAUGUAUGGUCCAAACGUUUGGCACAUGGGAAGAAAUCUUGUUUUAUGGGUCAUCGUCGAUUUUUGCCACCUAAUCAUGAAUUUCGUUUUGAUAGAAAUUCUUUUGAUGGAACCACAGAGAUUAGUACAGAGCCUAUGACUUACUAUGGGCGUCCGGUAUUGGAUGAAAUAAAUGCUAUCGGUGAUUUUAAGAAGUCAAAAACUUAUAAGGCAGUAAGUAGUUUAUUCACACUACCUUAUUGGGAUGGCAAUCUUCUUCGGCAUAAUCUUGAUGUGAUGCACAUAGAAAAAAAUGUGUGCGAUAAUAUUUAUGGUACACUUCUAAAUUUAGAAGGAAAGUCAAAGGAUAAUCUCCAAGCUCGUCUUGAUCUCAAGGAAAUGAACAUUAGAGGGGAGCUCCAUCCACAACAAAGAACUUCAAGCAAGUUCUACUUACCACCUGCCAGCUUUACUAUGUCCAAAAGUGAGAAGCAAUUGUUCUGUAAAGUUCUUAGGGAUAUAAAAGUUCCUGAUGGCUAUUCUUCAAACAUAUCUAGAUGUGUGAACUCUGCUGAAGGAAAAAUUCAUGGGCUCAAAACACAUGAUUGCCAUGUUCUAAUGCAACAAUUGAUGCCAAUUGCUUUGAGGGGUAUUCUUCCCGAUGAAAUCACAUCUGUCUUGUUUGACUUAUCUGCUUACUUUCGAGGAAUAUGUUCAAAAGUUCUCCAUGUUGAUGAGCUUGACCGUUUGGAAGAAGCAAUUAAAAUCACAUUGUGCAGAAUGGAAAUGAUAUUUCCUCCUGGAUUCUUCACUGUUAUGGUUCACUUAGUCGUCCAUUUAGCUACUGAAUGUAAGAUUGCUGGGCCAGUUUGCUAUCGAUGGAUGUACUUUAUUGAAAGGUACCUGGGUAAAUUGAAGUCGUAUGUUCGCAACAAAGCGCGUCCAGAAGGUUCAAUUGCAGAAUCAUAUUUGGCAGAUGAGUGCAUGGCAUUUUGUUCACGAUACUUGGAAGGUUUCCCUACCAAGCAUAACAUACCAUCAAGGAAUAAUGACAAACCAGAUCAAUUUGAGACUCCCAUGAGUAGGCAAGAAUCCACUUUGUUUCCUCCAGUAGGAAAACCAUUGGGAAAACCAUCGGCGUACUCCUUAACUGAUAGAGAGAAAUUGCAAGCACAUAGAUAUGUGCUAUACAACUGUGAUGCUGUAGUGCCAUAUCUGAAGUACGUAUUGUCCUAACAUAGUGUGGAUAUUAUGGGUACCCCAUACCCAUACGGCAUGGUUAUCCGACUAGUUAUAGGGGAUA